Messenger RNA from Boeremia exigua, 2033 nucleotides. RefSeq names its product putative exoenzymes regulatory protein aepA precursor. NCBI's taxonomy places the organism in Eukaryota, Fungi, Ascomycota, Dothideomycetes, Pleosporales, Didymellaceae. Gene Ontology annotation, molecular function: hydrolase activity, acting on carbon-nitrogen (but not peptide) bonds. The transcript is spliced from 2 exons. The record is from RefSeq and is a predicted model, not a curated record. The coding region runs from base 331 to 1932 and encodes 533 amino acids.
GGUAAUGCAUAGGAUAUCCAGCCGAAAAGGCCUUCAACAUCGUCUUUCUAUCUCGGAAAUGUCUGAGAGUAUAGUAAUCGCACCUCGAAUCUCGGGUUACCCUCUCACCGUCGCUGUCUGACCGAUUGUGCAUCCUCGGAAGCACUACACGACGGAAUGUUUCCGCUCGCUCCACCCCUCUCUCAACCCCCAUGUAAGACUCCAUUACUGCAGCAGCUUGGCUGUAGUAUUUAAUUGUCGCACUUUGAGUAUGCGUCAUUGAACCUCGUUGCUGUACAAAGAUAACAUCGAAUUCAUCUCUGCACUGAAGACUUGCCAGCAAAUAGAACAAUGUCGAAACCAGCAGGCGAUAGCACCGCCUACAUCAACGCUGUGGUAUAUACCCUGGACAUCUCAAAUCCACGGGCGUCUGGUUUCAUUGUAUCCGACGACGGCUUCUUCACGCAUGUCGGAUCUACACAUGAUAUUCUAUCUGUAGCGAAGGAAUCUCGUCUGGUAAUUGUGGAUCUGAAAGGUUGCUUCACGAUGCCUGGCAUUCACGAUGCACACAUGCAUCUCCUGUUCUCCGGACUGGGCCUUACAUCGAACGCGACCAUUGAUAUGGAUGCCACCCACCUCAACAUCGCCGAGAAAGUCAAACAUGGAAAUUGCGCCUGCGAAUACAUCAAUGUGUACCAGGACUGGUUAUUGGCCAGCGCCUACAACAACCAGGGUUUCCCUGAUGGCAUCGCAGACCGCAAAUACCUCGACAAGCUGUUUCCCGACCAGCCUGUUGUGGUUUCAGGAGGUGCAGCUCACGCGAUGUUAUUGAAUACUGCAGCUUUGAUUCAAGCAGGCUACGAUGUCGACAACGAGCCCGACACACAUGGCGCCAAGUUCUUUCGCAGACCGGAUGGCAGUCUUACAGGGGAACUCGCUGAAAGCGCAAUGGCAAAGGUUGCUCUUGCCAUCCCAGCCCCCAGCCGCUCACAUGUCAAGCGUGCGUUAAAGCAUGCCAUUCGGCUUGCUCACAAGGCUGGCGUGACUAGCACUCAGGAAGCAAGCUCCAACACUAUCCUACUGCAAGUUCUGAACGAGAUGGAAAGGGAAGGCUCUUUACGGCUCGAUGUGUCCACCCAUAUUGUGCACGAGAACGAAUGGCUCGCCUCCGAGAGCACAGAGAGCCUCCAGAGAUUACUGGAAGUCGCCGAUCAACAUUCAAGCAAACACAUUGAUACUCGUUUUGUCAAGGUCAUGAUGGACGGUGUGCCGCUUCCGCCACUGUUCACACAUGCAGGCUUGAACGAGCAAGGAGAUAUUGAUCACAGUAUGAUCAUACCAGAAAACGUUGCAGACGCUAUACUCAAGUACGAUAAGAAAGGACUAACAGUGAAGAUUCAUUGUACUGGAAAUGGAGCGACCAGACAUGCACUUAACGCUAUUGAAGCCGCAAGGAAGAGUAAUCCAGACGGACCUAGGCAUGAGAUUGCGCACAAUUCGGGGGUUCACGAUGAUGACUUCCAGCGCUACGCUCCUCUGAACGUCACUGCCGAGAUGUCACCUGCCGAGCUCUUUGUGCAUCCAGUCACCGCUGGCAGUCAGGGUCUGAUGGACUGGAACUUCACCAAGAUGAUGGAUGCUGGUGCCCACAUCACCAUUGGGUCGGAUUGGGGCGCAGUACCGGACCCGUCACUUUUCGAGCACAUGGCAAACAUCGUCGACGUGGUCGGCAGGGGCGAUCGGUCGGCAGGCGGAGAAGCCUUGUGCCGAAUGAUGACGCUUAACGGUGCCAUGGCCGUAGGCAGGGAGAAGGAGCUAGGCAGCAUAGAGAUCGGGAAGAAGGCAAAUUUCAUCGUCACGAGUCAAGAUCUCAGCAAGGGCGAGUUCAAGGGUGCGAAGGUUAUACGGACAUACUUUGAAGGGGAGAGAGUUUGGGAUGCCAAUGUUGGAUAAUUGAAGAUCCAUCUUACGUAGAUGUGGAUUUUUUGUGAAAUGCACAAGACUAACGGGCUGCUUUCUAAUUCACUGGCAAAGCAUGUUGACGCAUAAAACCG